AUGGGCGGCAAGAAGAUUAAGAAAGACAAGCGGCAAAAGCGCGAAGAUUACCGGGCGGCGAUGAGGAAGGAUGACAUCUCGGAAUUGCCCAGGAAGAAGUUUUACCGCCAAAGAGCCCACGCCAACCCGUUCUCUGACCACCAAUUGAUCUACCCCCCACACCCCGACCAGAUGGACUGGUCCUCCCUCUACCCACACUAUGUCGUCGACGAGCCGCAAGACCAGCCAACACCACCCGCCCCCGAGACCCCAUCCUCAGAACAACAUGACCUCGCCCCGCUCCGACCCAAAAGGAUAUCCAAGGAGGUCGAGGUCGCAGACAUCGGGUGCGGCUUCGGCGGGCUCCUCAUCGCGCUCGCGCCGACGAUGCCGGAGGCGCUGAUCCUGGGGCUGGAGAUCCGGGUGUCGGUGACGCACUUCGUCGAGGACCGCAUCAAGGCGCUGCGGGCGCAGAACCACGAGGCCGGCCUGUACCGCAACGUGGGCGUGCUGCGCGCCAACACCAUGAAGUUCCUGCCCAACUUCUUCCGCAAGGCCCAGCUCGCCAAGGUCUUCAUCUGCUUUCCCGACCCCCACUUCAAGGCCCGCAAGCACAAGCAGCGCAUCGUCUCCGCCACCCUCAACUCCGAGUACGCCUACGUCGUCCGGCCCGGCGGGAUUGUUUAUACUAUCACCGACGUGCCGGAUCUGCAUGAGUGGAUGGUGCAGCACUUUGACGCGCAUCCGUCGUUUGAGCGCGUGUCUGAGGAGGAGCAGGAGGCGGAUCCGUGCGUGGCCAUCAUGCGCACCGAAACGGAGGAGGGGAAGAAGGUAGAGAGGCAUAAGGGGCAGAAGCAUGUGGCGCUGUUUAGGAGGUUGGAGGAUCCUGCUUGGUGA
Molecule: messenger RNA, 876 nt
Organism: Chaetomium fimeti
Lineage: Eukaryota; Fungi; Ascomycota; Sordariomycetes; Sordariales; Chaetomiaceae
Product: putative methyltransferase-domain-containing protein
Exons: 2
Coding region: 1-876 (291 amino acids)
Biological process (GO): tRNA methylation; RNA (guanine-N7)-methylation
Cellular component (GO): tRNA methyltransferase complex
Molecular function (GO): tRNA (guanine(46)-N7)-methyltransferase activity
Source: RefSeq, a predicted model, not a curated record